Messenger RNA from Cucurbita pepo subsp. pepo (vegetable marrow), 983 nucleotides. NCBI's taxonomy places the organism in Eukaryota, Viridiplantae, Streptophyta, Magnoliopsida, Cucurbitales, Cucurbitaceae. The record is from RefSeq and is a predicted model, not a curated record.
UUGGGGUAAUUUUCUUUUGAAUGUUUUGAUGGCUGGAUUGGAUUUAGGAAGCCGAUAUCUAAAUCACCUUCAAACGGGUGUAGAUGAUCCACUAAAUCGCGGUGGUCAUUUCUCCUCCGGCGACCACGACGACGACGACGACCCCCACCAAACCCUAGGUGGUCCGGGAGAUGUGGUUGGCCGCCGCCCACGCGGCCGGCCACCAGGUUCCAAAAACAAGCCAAAGCCGCCAGUAAUCAUCACUCGAGAGAGCGCCAACACACUACGUGUCCACAUCUUAGAGGUUGGCAGCGGCUGCGACAUCUUUGAUUGCAUCGCCGCCUAUGCUCGCCGGCGGCAGCGUGGGAUCUGUAUUUUGAGCGGCAGUGGAAACGUCACCAACGUCGGCCUCCGUCAGCCAGCGUCGGCAGGGGCGGUACUAACACUUCAAGGGAGGUUUGAGAUUUUAUCACUCUCCGGAUCGUUUCUUCCGCCGCCUGCUCCACCGGGUGCCACUAGUUUGACAAUAUUUCUCGCCGGAGGACAAGGGCAAGUGGUGGGAGGGACGGUGGCCGGAGAAUUAACGGCGGCAGGGCCAGUGAUUUUGAUUGCAGCUUCUUUUACUAAUGUGGCGUAUGAAAGAUUACCACUUGAUGAGGAGGAUCAGCAGCAAGCUCCGACAGGCAGCGGCGGAGGUGGCGGCGGCAGCGGCGGCGGAGUGGGUAACAACAACAACAACAACAACCCAUUUCAAGACCCAUCAAAUUCAGGCCUUCCAUUCUUGAAUUUGCCACUUCAUAUGCAAAAUGUUCAACUUCCACCCUUUUGACAAAGCAUUCAAACCCUUAAAAUUGGACCAAAUUUAAGGGUUUGAUAUCAAAAAUCAAAGCAAGAACAAGCCAUCAAGGUAAGCCAUUGAAUUUUCAUAUGAACAUUUCUUCUUCUAAUUCUUCUUCUUAGGAAUCUUUUCUCAAGUAAUUAUGUAAUGGGUGUUUGUAAAAGAG